Messenger RNA from Schizophyllum commune H4-8, 260 nucleotides. RefSeq lists its product as uncharacterized. The transcript has a single exon. The record is from RefSeq and is a predicted model, not a curated record. Lineage: Eukaryota; Fungi; Basidiomycota; Agaricomycetes; Agaricales; Schizophyllaceae. The coding region runs from base 35 to 205 and encodes 56 amino acids.
CGCACACCGCAAGGUGUGCGUGCGACUGGCCCGCAUGGCUCGAGGUGGUCGAUGGCGAAGACGCUCCCUUUGUCUUGGUAAUGAACUUGCUUUCGUGUCCGCGGUCCUGGGCUGCCGAACAGCUCGAAUUUUUGGAACCCCUUCGAGCACUCUCUCGAGAUCCAGGAUAUGGCAUCCGCCUACAUACUUCACUUCCCCCUCUUGACUUCAUUUGUGCACCUCGACUUAGCAAUGUUCUUUGUUUGCUCUCAAUCCAUGUG